GAAUGAGAAGCUGAGUCGUCGCGCGGCUUAGGCAGUGCUAGUACAGUUAGCAAGAACGUGUGAGGAAAGUUUCUCGUAAAACAUCUUUAAAUCACACUACAGUCAUCAGAAACCGUCCGGAUGAGACAGACUCAUCGAUCAUGAAGACAAACGCGUUCCCACGCGAUUUAGGAUAGAAGCGUCUGUCAAACAUAUAAACAACACACACACACGCACUUCAUAUACACAAACACACAAUCACACACCUGUCAGACAUCACUCAUUCACAAACACACGCCCAUUAGCCGUUUGACGUCACGCACACUAAACAUAUUAUAACAUCUGUCAUACACUCAUUCAGGUGUAAAACAUACAAUAUUAUACACAGACAGACACCUGUCACAGUGGAUCUGCAUUCACAUGAGGAAGAUGAUGAUGAAGGACUGACUGCCCUGUGACACACACACAACAUGGGCUCGUCUCUGAGUGAACCUUGUAUCUAUGAUAAGUUAUCAGAGAGUAUAGAUAUACUGCGACAGUCCGGUUAUCGUUAUGGGAUGUCAGAGAGAGAGAUUGAGAGAUUCAUCAAACAGGUUCUGGAGACGAAUGAACCUCGUCGAGAUCCACCACAGUUCCCCAUCCUCAGAGCGACAGUCAAGUUUUUAGUUGCUGUUGGGGUUCUGUUGAUCGCUGUUUUAGCGUUCACAUACCCACAGAGUCCCCCCCUCCUUGGACCCCUGAGGGCCACAGGACACAACUGGUCAUCCCCUCUGAGUCACAUCCGUCUGCUGUCACUGCCCAUCGCUAAAAAAUACAACCUGCACGGAUUUCACGAGUGGUGGGUCGCAGCUCAGGUCAACUGCUCCGCCUGCGCAGACGUGACUGCAGUGCUGGAACUGACUCACGUGUUAAGCGAGUCUGCAGUGAUGCACAGAGAAACACAACCCAUACUACUGAAGGGUGGAGAGUCUGUGUCUCAGCGUGUUUCUCAGCUGGAUCAGUUUUCAAGAGAUGCUCACUUCAGCGUUAUAAAGCAGGAGACAAACACACAAUCACCCGCUAACAUCAGUCUGAUCUGGAGUUUCUCAUCCAGUCGCAAAGAGAGGAUUUUCCAGUGGCUGUUUCCUGACGUUGAGCUCUGCCCCCUGCUGAACAACACAGGAACUACACUGCAACACUGUGAGCUGACCGACAACACGAGCUCUCAAAGCAGGAGAGAGCAGGUGAUGGGUUGGUUGGUGGUUGCAGAGGGAUCUCCAGCUGUUGGUGUUCGUCCUGUCCAACGAUGUGAAAAACACUGCAGAUCUUUUAACCUGUGGCUUGAGCCGGGAGAUAUGGUCUACGCAGAUCCACGCUACUGGAUUACAGAGCUGUUCCCGGGGCAAGGUCAGAACGUUGUUUGUGACGUACCGGUGCUUUGAGGAUCACCUCACAUGAACUUCUCUGUGCCAAUGAGCUUCAUUCGGUGUGAAUGACACAUUCCAGUCUCACGACCUCACUUCCUGAGAUGCCGAACGUCACACGGAGAUCUGGAGACGCACCUGAAACAGAGGAGAAUCAGCUAAUAAUGCCUCUCACAGAGUCUCAGGGUCUUUAUGAAGAAGAAGAAGAAGAAGAGUGUUUACCUGCGGAUGUUCUCUCAGGUCUGGUUCUGAUCCAAAACCACUGACUGGAAUAUCAGGAAAUCAGACGUUUAGAGUUUUCUUUAUUUUGAUACCCGGACACGAAGAUUCAGAAGUGAUUUAUCUCAGUGAUUUUUGUCUGUUGAGCUCCUGUGAUGCAGAUGUGAUUUUGUUUCAUUUUUCACACACACACACACACACACACACACACACACACACACACACACACACACACACACACACACCGUUUUACGAUUUGUGUUUACCCUGAACUUUAAAAAAACAAGAAGUUUUUUUUUUGCAUGAAGAUGAACAAUUUAAUUUAAUUGUGACAUCAGUAUGAGUCUUAAGUCUGUUUAUUAUAAUGCCAAAGAAAACAGAUGAGGUUUAAUUAGUAAAGAAUUCACAUUUAUUUUAAUUGCGUCCUACAGGAUGAAGACUUUUUACUAUAUUUGUGUAUUUUCGUAAUCUUGGGGGAAUAUGAUUUCACGGCAAAUAAUCUCCAUGCUUUUGAACAACAAGCUUACUUUUCUUCAUGCAAAUAUAAUCUCUCAUCCGCCGUUCCUGCUGAUCAGCCAAUCAAAGCACUUUAAAUGUUUGUCAUCAGCUGAUGAUGUCACAUCCUGUUAGAACUCUUGUAGAGUCACAUCUGUCUCAGUGUGUAACAUGCAGGGUUAGGUUGAUGUUGAACUAGUAGGGAUUGCACACUUUUCUCAACCAAUCAGAGACUGUUGAAUGUCAUGACAUCAUAACACGCCGUGUAAUCAGACUGUUCUGAUGGUUAAUCGGUUAUAGUUUGGAUAGAUGAUGUUUAUUCUCUUGAGUUGAAUCAGUGUAAAUAAUAAUAUUAAUAAGAUGUUUAUGUGAUGACUAAUAUGAUUCAGAGAUUUAUGUUUUACUGUAGGAUUUACACAGUAAACAAAUGUUGCUGUUGAUUAAACGAUUUGUUUGAUGUUUUA
This is a messenger RNA of Paramisgurnus dabryanus, 2560 nucleotides long. RefSeq names its product chromosome 24 C6orf89 homolog (gene c24h6orf89). The record is from RefSeq and is a predicted model, not a curated record. Gene Ontology annotation, cellular component: Golgi membrane; nucleolus. NCBI's taxonomy places the organism in Eukaryota, Metazoa, Chordata, Actinopteri, Cypriniformes, Cobitidae.